AGCACCAAAUAAGGACACGUUGUAUCUCUUUAUAAGGAGGAAAGUAGUUCCUGGAUUGUAAUAUUCAUACGCUGUCUCAAACGGUGAUUUAAAAAAUGACGUUUUUAUGCGUGACUUUACUAGGAAGACCGGAAUAAUACUUCAGUUUAGUGUCCCGGAAACCUGCAUUUGGACGCCAACAGGCCAACAACGGCGUUGUCUUCUGCUCGCAAUGCGGACUACGUAACAUGGCGGAUCGACAUCGAGGGCGCUGUUCGCGUUUUCCUUUUUGAGAAAGUGCUCCGAGUUUUGGUAAUAGAGGAGGGGGUGAACCAAACCGAGGCGGGUUGAAGGGUCUUGGCGUUAGCGUCACUUUCGAAAGUUUGUCGCGGUUCUCCAAACCGUAGUCUCUUAUCUCCAAACGGGUCUGGUUUGCCUACGUGUUGUAGCCCGGGCGUGUAGCCUAUGCGAUUUAUCAGCCAUUUCCGACACAACGCGCUCCAGCUCCUUUAGCUGGCGUUCAGAGACUCGAUUCAAUUGCAUAAAUAGAAUGUUACCGAGCCGGCUUGGAUCGGCACCAUCUGGAAACGGGUCCUCUUCGGGCAGAGGUAACACGGGACACGGGUUGGCGAUUGUCGGCAGCGGGAUCCGUCCCGUUUUAGUCAGAGCAGGGCAAGCUUUACCUGGGGUCUGCGAGAGUGACGGGCGACAGGGGGAGAGAGACGCCAUCGGGAUGCUGGGGGCUAACGGUCCAGGGUGUUCGAGAGGUGUGAGACCGGGGAACGGCAUUGGGAUGACCCCUCUACAGACCGCCGUCCAGAGCAACAUGGUGCCCGCGGGAGUUGGGUUGGCGCACGGAGCCAGGUUCGACCCGGACAGGGAAAGCGCGCCUCUGUGCAGCGGCUCGGACAAUGACUCUGACUCCGCAGAGGAUGACGAUCCGGUGGGUUCACUGGGGGACAGCCGGAGAGGGGUGAAACGAGAGAGGGGGGAGAUGGAAGCAGCGGGGCCGGGACAAGAGGUGGGAAUACCUCCCGGAGGUUACGGCAUGGUCCCGGGGGGCGUCGCGGGGGCAAAGCCGGGGAAGAAAACACGUGGGCGCGUCAAGAUAAAGAUGGAAUUUAUUGACAACAAGUUGAGACGUUACACCACUUUCAGCAAGAGGAAGACUGGUAUUAUGAAAAAGGCAUAUGAACUCUCCACCCUGACGGGGACCCAGGUCCUGCUACUUGUGGCCAGUGAGACGGGUCAUGUCUACACGUUUGCCACGCGCAAACUCCAACCCAUGAUCACGAGUGAAACGGGCAAAGCUCUGAUCCAGACGUGCCUUAACUCGCCGGACUCACCGCCACGCUCCGACCCCUCCACGGACCAGCGCAUGAGCGCCACGGGCUUCGAGGAGACGGACCUCACCUAUCAGGUGUCUGAGUCGGAGAGCAUGGGCGACACAAAGGAUACCCUGAAGCCCACCUUCACGGUAGCCAGCCUACCGGGCAGUACUAGCAGCGCCCAGUGCACCGUGCCCACCACCUCCACCACCAUGCAGGUGAGCAGCGGCUCUUCGUUUCCCAUCACCAACUACCUGGCCCCCGUCUCGGCGAGCGGCAACAUCAGCGCCAACGGCACAGUCCUCAAAACCGCCGCAGGCUCUGCAGGGGUCAUGCAGCUGCCCAGCGGCUUCACGUUCAUGCCUGCAGGCACUACUCUACCCCCUGGCACUCCCACCAUUCCUCUGAGCCAGCUGCAGCACUCCCUGGCCCUCCAGGGGCAGCAUGGUCAGGCCCUUGCUGCCCAGCAGCCUCCGCAGGGACAGCAGGCUGUCUUCCGCUUCCCUGCUGCUGUCUCCCUCGCAGGACCAGGGGUUCCCCAGCAGCUCCAGGCGAUCCAGGUACACCACAACGCCCAGUCCGGCUCCAACAGUGACGGCAGCCUGGACAUCUCCCACACCUCCACAAACUCCACCGCAACGGUGAGUCUCCCGGCAACCAUUGUCACCUCAUCAAUGCCAACGUCUGUUGCGGGUCACAUGAUGUACCCCAGCCAGCACACAGUAAUGUACGCCUCCACCCCGACGCUGACUGACGGGGGGCUGGCAGUGCUCAACGCCUUCUCCCAGGGCACCUCGGCCAUGCAGGUGUCCCACGCACAGGGCCAAGACUCAGAACGUUCUUUGUUUCCUACCUUAGGUGGUGUCCCUCAGGUGUUCCUCACAGCACCUCAAGGCACGGUGCAGAUCCCUGUUUCAGCGGUGCAGCUUCACCCAGUACGGCAAGAUCUGCAUUUUACAAAUGGUGAUUGGCCCGCAGUCGGGCGGGAGCAGCAGUAACCUGACGGAGCUCCAGGUGGUCAACUUGGACGCAGCACAGAACUCAAAGAGCGAAUGACGGACGGAGCUGUCCGAUGCAGACGGACUUGCGUACAUCUCUAUUUAUUGAUGCCUUCCUGCAGUGUCACACAUCACACUUGGCAACCUGACUUUAAAGUACAUCUUCACACACAAUCAAGGGCCCUGUGGCUGACCCUUGUAUGUUUUUUGGUAUAUAAAUAUAUAUAUAUAUAUAUUUGCAAAUGCAUAGGAAAUAUAUCACAACAU
Molecule: messenger RNA, 2572 nt
Organism: Gasterosteus aculeatus aculeatus (three-spined stickleback)
Lineage: Eukaryota; Metazoa; Chordata; Actinopteri; Perciformes; Gasterosteidae
Product: serum response factor
Biological process (GO): positive regulation of transcription by RNA polymerase II
Molecular function (GO): DNA-binding transcription factor activity, RNA polymerase II-specific; protein dimerization activity; cis-regulatory region sequence-specific DNA binding
Source: RefSeq, a predicted model, not a curated record